Molecule: messenger RNA, 1671 nt
Organism: Chelonus insularis
Lineage: Eukaryota; Metazoa; Arthropoda; Insecta; Hymenoptera; Braconidae
Gene: Sil1
Product: Sil1 nucleotide exchange factor
Exons: 4
Coding region: 216-1628 (470 amino acids)
Source: RefSeq, a predicted model, not a curated record
UCAUGUUGUGUAUCGUUUUCGUUACUUCAAUUUAUCUUCGUCUUCGUUGUUUCUAUCAUGUUAGUCAGAAAAAAACGUAUUAAUAACGUUGACCUGUCUAUGUUAUUUGAUUGAGAAUUCUGUUAUUGUUUUCUAUAACAUUAAUACGUUCAAUUAUUAUAAACAGAAUUUAUGUGAUUGCGACUGAAAAUUACUCCAAAUUGUAUAUUAUUAAUAUGUAUUGUUUUAAUUUAUUUCUCGUUUGUUUUUUUAUUUAUUCUUAUCAGCAGCUUUUAGUAUAUGCAGAUAAAAAUGAAAGUGAGUUCGUACCAACACACGAAUGGCAAUCGGUAAAGAAAGGCCAGCCAAUUCCAAAAGGCCUUCAUGUCAGACAUAAUUUUCAAACAGGAUUAACAGAAGCUAAAUUAUUGGAUAAAGAUGAUAAAGUGGAAGAGAAAGCUGAUGAUCAGAAGCAGAAAUCAUUGACACUUCAUUCAGAAGCAUCAGUAGAUAAUGAAAAUGACUUACAAAGUGAUAAUAUGCCUAGUGUGAAUAGAAUUAAAUUAUCUCUUGAAAAUUUAAAGGCUCGUUUAAAGAAAAUCAAGUUUGAGACAAAUGAAGUUUCACAAAAUGAAAAGAAUCCUGAAGAUGUUAAAAAAAAAUUCAGGAGCUACAAUGAUUUACGAGAAGAAUUCAAAGCUCUUGAAAUGAAUAUAACUACUGACUCCGAAAUAAUUUUGAAUCUCUUCGAAAGGUUCCAACCCUAUACAAAGGCACUAACAUCAGGAACACUUCAAAAUUCACAAAUUGAAAAUAUUAUGCAAAUAUUCAAUGAUUUGGAAUUUUUGCUACAUCAAAUAGACAAUGCUCAAUUGUUCGCAGAUCUAGGAGGAAUGUCAAUAAUAAUAUCUCCAUGUUUAAAUACAACUAAUGAUAAUGUCAAAAUUGAAGCAUUACGAAUUUUGGGUACUGCUGUUCAGUCCAAUCCAAAUGUCCAGUCAAAAGCUCUCAAUAAUGAUUUAAUACCAAAGGUUUUACAUCUGCUAACAACAAGUAACAAAGCAACACUUCGUUCAAGAUGCUUAUUUGCUUUGAGUGCGCUUUUGCGGCAAUUUCCAACUUCUCAAAAAGUUUUUAUUGAUCACGGAGGACUAGAGAUAUUUGGAAAAAUAUUGGAAAAUGGUCAGUUGCAGACUCAAUUGAGAAUCAUGCAAUUGAUCACAGACUUAGCUAUAGAAAGAGAAAAUAUAAAUAAGACUGAAGAUGAAAGACUCCGGCUGAUGAAAAUCCGAGAGUAUAGAAAAACGAAUUUUGAGGAAAAAUUAAUAGAACAUAAAUACUGUAAAUACUUGGCAAGUAUUUUAAGGCAAAAUUUUCAACAAAAUAUUGCUGUGAAUUCUCUCAUGGAAAUAAGUGAUUUUUUUGAAGUGAUAAUGGAUAAUAUGUUAGCUUUAAGUUCUACUUGUAAAAGUGAGUAUCGUAAGGAAGAGAAUGGCUUGUUCUUGGUACUAAAUGAAAUCCGAGAUUACUAUGAUAAAAUGAAGGCUGCUGAACUGAUAAAGGAAGUAGAAAUGUUUAAACAUAUACUAGAAAAGAUAUCAUCAUUACAAAAGCUUACCUUCGACAGUGAUACACAUGACGAAUUGUAAUGGAGUAUAACUAAACCAAAAAUAUAUAUUUAUUAAAAAUAAA